This is a messenger RNA of Habropoda laboriosa, 3737 nucleotides long. It is a transcript of the gene Ranbp21, whose product is annotated as exportin-5. Lineage: Eukaryota; Metazoa; Arthropoda; Insecta; Hymenoptera; Apidae. The coding region runs from base 78 to 3737 and encodes 1219 amino acids. Gene Ontology annotation, cellular component: nucleus; RNA nuclear export complex; cytoplasm. The transcript is spliced from 9 exons. Gene Ontology annotation, biological process: protein export from nucleus; RNA export from nucleus. The record is from RefSeq and is a predicted model, not a curated record. Gene Ontology annotation, molecular function: nuclear export signal receptor activity; RNA binding; small GTPase binding.
ACUGGCAGAAUUCUUGCCAAACGUGUAUCUUCGAUCCGUCUCGAUCUACGAUCGCGUUACGAGUGCAAUAGGUAGGAAUGGAGUUCGGGGUGGGCAGUGUUGCUCAGAUAUCAGCAGAACUUGCUCAAGUGGUAGAGGUGAUGAUGUCACCAGUUGUACCACAACAGCAACGUUUGGAAGUAUAUAAUGCUUGUGAAAGAUUUAAAGAAACAUCUCCCCUAUGUGCACAAUGUGGAUUAUAUCUAGCCCAGAAAGCUCCAAACAGAAGUUCUGUAGUACGUCAUUUUGGACUUCAACUUAUGGAACAUUGUAUUAAAUAUCGAUGGACACAAAUAUCUCAAUCGGAAAAAAUAUUUAUAAAAGAAAAUGCAAUGAAAUUGCUUCAAGAAGGCACAGAACCAUUAUUACAAGAGGAAGCACAUAUCAAAGAUGCACUUUCUCGUGUUGUGGUAGAAAUGAUUAAAAGGGAAUGGCCACAACAAUGGCCUACACUCCUAGCAGAACUCAGUCAAGCUUGUACAAGGGGUGAAAGUCAAACAGAGUUGGUCCUUCUAGUGUUUUUAAGACUUAUAGAAGAUGUUGCACUUUUACAAACUUUGGAGUCCAAUCAAAGAAGAAAGGAUAUAUAUCAAGCACUUACUACAAACAUGGCUGAAAUUUUUAGUUUUUUUUUAAGAUUAAUGGAGCAGCAUAUUUCAGAAUUUCAAAAGAAAAGCAGUUUAGGUUGUACAUCUGAGGCAGCAGCACACAGUAAAGUUGUACAGGUAGUAUUAUCUACACUAACUGGGUUUGUGGAAUGGAUUUCAAUCAAUCAUGUCAUGGCUGAAGAUGGUAGAUUACUACAAAUAUUAUGUCUUUUGUUGGGAGACCCAAUAUUUCAGUGUUCAGCAGCUGAAUGUUUAUUACAAAUUGUAAAUCGUAAAGGAAAAGCUGAAGACAGGAAACAGUUGAUGAUUUUAUUUUCUGAAGAUGCUUUGAGAUAUAUUUAUACAGCAGCAACUGCAGCACCUCCUGUUACUGGAACAAACGAAUUUCAUGAAAAUCAUUACUUGUUUUUAAAAAAACUGAUACAGGUGUUAACUGGAAUGGCAACUCAAUUAUGUACACUUUGGGGCAAAGAUGAUAGCUCCAGCAUUCGACCAACACAUUUCAAUAUAUUUUUAGAUACUGUAUUGACUUUCACCAUGUAUUCAAGUUUAACAUUAACUCACAUGGCAAAUGCAAUCUGGAUAAUGCUGUAUAAACACGAGCAGAUAAAGCAAGAUCCAUUGUUAUUAACUUACAUACCAAAAUAUGUAGAAAAUACAGCGCCAAAGAUUAUAAAAGUCGUAUAUCCACAAGGUAGACAAGCUAAUGGAAUGAGUGCAUAUUGUCUCGCGGACUAUGAUUCGGUAGAAGAAUUCAAUGUUUUUUAUCAUCGGUUCAGAAGUGAUUUAUUGGAAGGAUUUCGACAAGCAACAAUGGUAGCACCACUAGUAACAUUUAGUUAUGUACAACAGUGGUUAACAGCUAAAAUAACAAAGGGUAUAGCAGACCUUCGAUAUCAAAGUGAUCAGAAUGAUCCACAAUAUCUUGAAUGGGAAGCUCUUGCACAAGCGUUAGAUUCGGUUGUAUCAAGAAUUCUUCUGAUCAACGAACGACCAAGUGUACAAACUGGCCUUCAAUUAUUGGAAUUAUGUCUCGGUUAUUCUCCACAAGAUCCUUGGGUGUUAUCUGCGCUACUUUCUUGCAUCAGCGCUCUUUUUGUAUUCUUAUCUAUGUCAACUGGUUCAAUGGCUAUGCCAGGAGUAGCUAUCCUACCUAGAGUCCUGGAGAAGAUCUUUGCUGCUCUGGUAUUUGAAGCACCUGGUGAAACAAAGGGUACUCGAUCUAAAGCAGCAAAGAAUGUAAGACGACAUGCAGCUAGUCUCAUGAUUAAAAUCAGUCUGAAAUAUCCACUACUGCUCCUUCCAGUUUUCGAACAAAUACAUACGAUGGUUCGUGGUUUAGCAAUAGAGCCUAGUCCAUUAUCUAAGAUGGAAACUACUUUGCUGUAUGAAGCACUGUUAUUAAUAUCAAAUCACUUUUGUGAUUAUGAAAGACAAACGAGAUUCGUUGCCGAAAUAAUUGGUGAUGCAUCAGCAAAAUUUAUCGCGCUUGGAUCCGAAUCGUUUAAAGGGCCACUUGAAUUAAUGAGAUUUGUAGGUUUGGACCGAUCACCCGUUGAAAAUGUUACGGAAGACCCAGCAUGUCAAAAUCGAAGCGACUUAAUGAUUUGCAUUUGUACGAUAUUGUGUGUUGUGAAACGGUGUUCCAUCCCGGAUGAUCCAGAUCGUGCUGCAAGAGGCAGUUUUGUAGCUGCACUUAGCGAAAGUGGAAAUCCGAUAUACAGAAAUCCUGCUACACCACAUGUGAUUCCAGUAUUGCCAACACUUUUUGCAUUGCUCAGAACGAUGAAUGCUCUAUUUACGCCUGCUGCUUUAGCAGCUUUAUCGGAGGGAUACAAAAAUGCUCACGAAUUGUUGGAAGUAGAAAAAGCGUAUUUGUUAGGUUUAAAUAACACAAACGAUAAUGAACGAGUUUCUGAACCUGACCAAACUUCGCUUACGGCUUUAAUUCGAAUGCAAUCGUUUCUCAAUACUAUUCAUGAUAUAUGCUAUCAUAUGCUAGGCAGCGGAUGUCAUAUGAUUGGGAGAGAUUUCUACCAGUUACCUGGCUUAGCACCGGCACUUAUUAAUUCAGUUUUCUCUAAUAUGGAGAUGAUCCCAGAUUAUAGAUUACGACCAAUUAUACGCGUUUUCAUGAAGCCAUUUAUAUACUCUUGUCCACCUGCAUUUUAUGAAAGUGUUCUAGUACCUGUACUGGCCCAUGUUUCCACGCAUAUGUGCCAAAGGUUAAGUGCGAAGUGGCAGUAUAUCGCACAUCUCUAUGAAUCUGGUGGUUUAGAUGAAGAAAAUACCGACACACAAGAAGUUAUUGCUGAUAUGUUAAAUCGAAAUUUGACGAGAGACUUUGUGGAUGUGUUGAAAGUAGCUCUUGUUGGUGGUGCUGCCAGCGAUGCAACACCUCCUGAUAUUAUGGAACAAGACAGUGGAGGCAUGGCCGUAGAUCCUCCUUCGUCGCGUGGAAAUUGCAUAGUCGCUGAAGUAGUUAGCGAGUUAGGAACUGUUGUUCUUCGUCACCCGUCUACGUGCCACAGUGUUGUUUUAUGUGUUUUAGGGGCUUUAGCUUGGAACGAUUCAAAUGCCAGUUUGAAGGCUACAACGUUAACUGGGCCUGUUGUACGAGCAUUAGCCGCUGAUGGCAGCUUAACACCUGCCAUGGCAGCACAUAUUAUGGUAGCUAUUCUUCAAGGCUUACAACUUCACGGACAACACGAAGCCAAUCAAGGUUCUUUGAUAACCUUGGGUGCACAAGUUUACGAAUGCCUACGACCUAAAUUUCCGAAUAUCAUUGAGGUAAUGCAGAAAAUUCCGGGCGUUAAUCCUACGGAUUUACAACGUUUCGACGAAAAGAUGGCUGUAGUUAGUACUAAGGGAAAUAAAGUUGAAAAGGGAAAGAAAGAUCUAUUUAAGAAAAUCACAAAUCAGCUUAUCGGUCGAAGUGUUGGUCAGUUGUUUCGCAAGGAAGUUAAGAUAGAUAAUUUACCACGAAUAGAAGUUUUUGGAAACAACAGACAACGAGCAAUACGCGUGGAUGAAGUAUCUGAGAAUUCGACUGAUAGCGGGUUCGCAGCUUUGUUUGCAGGACCUACGUAG